Messenger RNA from Beauveria bassiana ARSEF 2860, 2307 nucleotides. Its product is annotated as Cullin family protein. Gene Ontology annotation, molecular function: ubiquitin protein ligase binding. The record is from RefSeq and is a predicted model, not a curated record. The coding region runs from base 1 to 2307 and encodes 768 amino acids. Gene Ontology annotation, biological process: protein ubiquitination; SCF-dependent proteasomal ubiquitin-dependent protein catabolic process. Lineage: Eukaryota; Fungi; Ascomycota; Sordariomycetes; Hypocreales; Cordycipitaceae. The transcript is spliced from 5 exons. Gene Ontology annotation, cellular component: SCF ubiquitin ligase complex.
AUGGCAACCAGGACAGCGAUACCAAACCAGAUGCCCGCGAUUCCUAAUAGAGAGGACAUCGAAGCAACAUGGAAGUACCUCGUGCAUGGCAUUAACCGCGUGAUGAACGAUCUGGAACAAGGCAUUGAUAUGCAACUCUACAUGGGAGUUUACACGGCUGUUCACAACUUCUGUACAUCGCAAAAGGCCGUCGGCCUCGGUGGUCCAGCCAUGCACUCGAACCAUAGAGGGGCUCAUCUUCUCGGCGAGGAGUUGUACAAAAAGCUCAUGCACUACUUGGAAGAACAUUUGAACGGCCUCUACGAAAAGUCGAAAACACACACCGAUGAGGCGCUACUGGCUUAUUACAUCAAGGAGUGGGACCGAUACACUGUUGCUGCCAAGUACAUCCAUCACCUGUUCCGCUAUCUUAACCGUCAUUGGGUUAAACGCGAGAUUGAUGAAGGCAAAAAGAGCAUAUAUGAUGUGUAUACGCUCCAUCUGGUACAAUGGCGUCAGGUCUUGUUCAAAAAUGUCUGGUCCAAGGUAAUGGACGCCGUGCUCAAGCUUGUCGAGAAGCAACGGAAUGGAGAGACGAUUGAAUACGGCCAGAUCAAGCAAGUUGUAGAUUCCUUUGUGUCUCUGGGCCUAGACGAAGCCGACCCCUCCAAGUCAACCCUCGACGUGUAUAGAUUCCACUUCGAAAAGCCUUUUCUAGAGGCUACCAAAGAAUUCUACGAAUCCGAAUCGAAACAGUUCGUCGCCGAGAACAGCGUCGUGGAAUACAUGAAAAAGGCCGAGACGCGGUUGGCGGAGGAGGAGCAGCGUGUUGAUAUGUAUCUGCACCACGAUAUUGCGGUCCCUCUUAAGAGGACUUGCAACCAAGCUUUGAUUGCUGAUCAUGCCAAUCUCUUGCGCGACGAGUUCCAGAUACUUCAAGACAACGACCGCGAAGAAGACAUGGCGAGAAUGUACAACCUUCUCGCCCGCAUUCCCAACGGUCUCGAUCCUCUGCGAACCAAGUUUGAGAACCAUGUGCGAAGGGCCGGAUUGGCUGCCGUGCAAAAGGUUCAAUCCUCAGAUGGUGACAAACUCGAACCCAAGGUGUACGUCGACGCGCUGCUGGAGAUUCACACUAAGUAUCAGGCGCUGGUCAAGAACGCCUUCAAUGACGAGCCAGAAUUCACCCGAUCUCUCGACAACGCCUGCCGAGAAUUCGUCAACCGCAACGAAGUUUGCAAGUCGUCAUCCAACAAGUCUCCCGAGCUUCUCGCAAAGUAUACCGAUGUUCUUCUUCGCAAGAGUAGCACCAGUAUCGAGGAAGCCGAGCUCGAGCGUACUCUUACGCAGUUAAUGACUGUUUUCAAAUACAUUGAAGACAAGGAUGUCUUUCAAAAAUUCUACUCUCGUAUGCUGGCCAGACGUCUAGUCCACGCCAAUUCAUCCUCAGAUGAUGCCGAGACUAGCAUGAUUAGUAAACUCAAGGAAGCAUGUGGUUUCGAGUAUACCAAUAAGCUACAGCGCAUGUUCCAGGACAUGCAAAUUUCCAAGGAUCUCAACAAGGAAUUCCGCGAGCAUCUCGCAGGCAUUGAUAGCCAAAAGACAAUGGACUCGACAUUCUCGAUCUUAGGUACCGGUUUCUGGCCGUUACAAGCGCCAAGUACGCACUUCCAGCCUCCUACAGAAAUCGGCAGCGAAAUCGAAAAGUUCACUCGUUUUUACAAGCACAAGCAUGACGGCAGGAAGCUUACCUGGCUAUGGCAUCUGUGCAAGGGUGAAAUCAAGACAGGGUACUGCAAGAGCAGCAAGACACCUUUCACCUUUCAAGUCUCCGUCUACCAAAUGGCCAUACUUCUUCUCUUUAACGAAAAGGAUUCCUACGUCUACGAGGAUAUGCUGAGCGCAACGGCACUGAGCGCCGAGGUUCUUGAUCAAGCCCUCGCCGUUAUUCUCAAGGCCAAGGUUCUUCUUGUGGCUGGUGGUGAGAAGCCCGGGCCCGGCAAGGUUUUCAAUCUUAACUACGAUUUCAAGAGCAAGAAGAUUCGUGUGAAUUUGAACCUCGGAGGUGUCAAGGAGGCUAAGCAGGAAGAGGCCGAGACGAACAAGACCAUUGAAGAGGACAGAAAGCUUCUAUUACAGUCUGCCAUUGUCCGAAUCAUGAAGGCUCGCAAGAAGAUGAAGCACUCACAACUGGUCAGCGAGACCAUUAACCAAAUCCGCACACGUUUCCUUCCUAAGGUUGGAGACAUCAAGAAGUGUAUAGAAAUUCUACUGGACAAGGAAUAUCUCGAGCGUCUAGAUGAUGACGAGCUCGGUUAUCUUGCAUAA